Molecule: messenger RNA, 348 nt
Organism: Symbiodinium natans
Lineage: Eukaryota; Dinophyceae; Suessiales; Symbiodiniaceae
Source: the annotation of a GenBank genome assembly
AUGAGUAUCGUCUGCAAGAACCUCGAGCAUCUGUUAGACGGCACCCGUGCUGCGGAAGAAUCUGUGUGGCUUGCGGCCCACCACGUACUCCUCAACUACGAUCGUGGUAGCUUUCCGGCGGUGCAGAACCGUAUUUCAGAAUGCAUGCUGGAUCUGUUGGGAGAAGUAUUGAAAGACUUGCCGCGGGAAGCAGCCCAGCCCAGCAGGAUGCUGUGGAGAGCCAAAGACAGAAGUGGGCUUCCCUGUUGGUGGAAGCUCUGCAGGGCAUGUAAGCCGCUCCAGCGUCCGUCUGCAAGAGCCUGCUUGGAGAUUUGCUGCUCCUCUGGCGGAGGCGUGCUCGUGCUGUGA